Oncorhynchus gorbuscha (pink salmon) is the source of this 747-nucleotide messenger RNA. Its product is annotated as serine/threonine-protein kinase SMG1-like. The transcript has 5 exons. The annotation marks the transcript as partial. NCBI's taxonomy places the organism in Eukaryota, Metazoa, Chordata, Actinopteri, Salmoniformes, Salmonidae. The record is from RefSeq and is a predicted model, not a curated record.
AAAACAUAACGCACACCGAUAGCAGUAGAGGGUCCAUUAAUGAACAUAAAAUAAACAGAUAGCGAGCAAAUACGCUUGUUCACGGAAUUUAAUCCCGUUGAGAGCAGGUCAUGCUGUUCUCGCAAAGGUAAUGAGCCGUAAAGCCCUUGGGUUUCGGCUUAGCAGCGCCCACAAACUGCAGCGAAACUGGAACGAUUGGCAGCCCAGAGGCGACAGCGUGUCAGCAGCUAGCCAGGACGGUGUGAAGUGCAUCGCCACCAGAGACCUGGGUCCAGCUGCAGCAGCUGUAUACGACCCAACAGCAGUGGGAGUAGCAACCUCGGACCGGCCUGUCUCCCCACCUCUCCUACAGAAUGAUGCCUUCCCAGACACCGCAGACACACUGGACGAAGGGGGAGGAUAUGAAGCUGCAGGAGGGUUCAGUGAUGAUACUUUUGGUUGGAAGUCGUUGGGGCAAGAGUUGAGGAUCAACGAUGCGACCGCCGAUUUGACCACUUUUCAGCAGCAUGGAAACCGUGCUUUAGCUUCUAAGGACAUGAGGAAAUCCCACGACAGAGGGAUGUCUCACUCUGAUGAGUCUCGCCUGUCCAACCUCCUGCGCCGUGUGUCCCGCGAGGAGGACAGGGACCGCCGGCUGGCCACUGUCAGACAGCUCCGGGAGUUCAUCACUCACUCUGACAACAAAGUGGCCCUGGUGAAACAGUUGGAUACGAUCCUCGGUACCCUGAAUGAUAUUUUGAAUGAAAG